This is a messenger RNA of Lithohypha guttulata, 1497 nucleotides long. It is a transcript of the gene IZH3, whose product is annotated as inc metabolism membrane protein. NCBI's taxonomy places the organism in Eukaryota, Fungi, Ascomycota, Eurotiomycetes, Chaetothyriales, Trichomeriaceae. Gene Ontology annotation, cellular component: membrane. The record is from RefSeq and is a predicted model, not a curated record. Gene Ontology annotation, biological process: intracellular zinc ion homeostasis. Gene Ontology annotation, molecular function: signaling receptor activity. The coding region runs from base 1 to 1497 and encodes 498 amino acids. The transcript has a single exon.
AUGUCUCGAACAUACGGCUCUCUCGUCCUUGAACGGGAGGCCGUCAGUUCAAGUCGAGACGCUAGCCCUGGUGGUCGCAACGAACGAUCUCGACUCCUUCAUCGUGGGAGACGGCAUUCCUACGAACCAGUAAACCAGACGCAAGCCAGCGUCUACAGUCCAGACGCGAUAUAUGUCAAAGUCGAUCUAUUCCUCCACGAACUCAAGAAACGCUUCGAUCGGUUAGAGCAAUUCAAGAAAGAGACUUUGACUCACUUUGACGCACAGUUGGAACGAGGAUACCAGGCCUUAAGAGAAGUCAGGGACGCGUGUUCGCCAUACCACUCUGGCGAGCUGCUCUGGGGCGUCGCAAGACACCGGGCAAAGAUAUUUGUAGAGACGUUGGAAGCAGGAUACAAUGAUGUGAUACCGACACGAGAGACAUUGGACGAGAAGGCUCACGCAAGCAUGAAAUUAAUGGAAAGCUAUUUGAGCGAGUUGGAAGCAAGAGCGCAUUCGCGCAGGAAGGAUCUACUGGACUCAGGCUGGAAGAGGGUAGAUGACUCAAUAAAUGCUACUCUUGACCUGUUCGAGGAAGGUUACGACAAGGCAAAAAAGGCAAAGGACUUGCUGGCUGAGUCCAUAUCUCAUGCUCUCAAGCAAGCUGCCGAGUCACGACUUAUUACCUACGAAGAUUUACCCGUCCCUUGGCGAGUCAAUCCUCACAUCACAAGAGGAUAUCGAUUUACCGAAUCCAAAAUCGAGUGUAUCACCUCGAUGUUCAAGCCGUCGAACGAGACUGUCAACAUAUGGUCUCAUGCUAUCGGCCUAAUUAUCGUCUUGGCUAUUGCCUUUCAUUACUACCCUUCAUCCGACGCAUUCGCGUCCUUUUCGAAAAUGGAUAUGCUCAUAGCAGGCUGCUUCUUCGCUGCUGCAUGCAAGUGUCUCAUUUGCAGCACAAUGUGGCACACCAUGAAUGGCAUAGCCGACAAAUGUCUGAUGGAACGUUUCGCUUGUGUCGACUAUACAGGUAUCUCAUUCCUUGUGGCAGCCAGCAUUUUGACCACUGAGUGGACUGCCUUCUAUUGUGAGCCAGUCUCUCGAGCAGUCUACAUGUCUUUGACAGCUGUACUGGGUCUAGCCGGGACAAUUCUUCCAUGGCGAGAGUCCUUUAACCGUGCCGACAUGCAAUGGGCACGAGUCGCCUUUUACGUCUCACUGGCGCUGACUGGUUUCGCGCCUGUUCUUCAGCUCAACAUCACCAGGGGCAUCGAAUGGACGUUUUACUUCUAUGCGCCGAUCACCAAGUCGGUCUGUGUUUACUUUGUUGGAGCCAUCAUCUAUGCCAGCCAUGUGCCGGAGAAGUGGUGGCCAGGACUGUUUGAUUAUGCUGGAGCGAGUCAUAACAUAUGGCACCUGGCUGUGCUCGGCGGCAUAUUAUUUCAUUAUGCUGCUAUGAUGGAGCUUUACAGAGGAGCUUUCAAGAGGGCAAGUGAGUGUGGCUGCUCGAUAGGCUAG